AUAUCUUCUGACCACGGCGCACUGUAUAUUUCUUACGUUUUGUUACUAAAUGGGUAGGAGAUGAUAAAAUUAUAUAUUUUUGACUUACACAAGGUUUUGUAUGUUUGAAUAAAUCAAGUAAAUGUCACGUUGAGAUGUGCUGGAAAUUUGAUUGGUGAGUGAGUUGUGGAUGCUUGGAGCACUGUUCAGGGUCAAAUAGAGUGCAUGCCUUGCCUGUGCUAGAAAGUAGAUUGUGGGACGUGUGUUAAAUUGGUGGUGUGUUCGAAUGUAGUAUUUUUCUGUUGAAGAUUGUGUUGAAAGAAGAAAUUUCUGUGUAAAAUCAUUUUGAUAGAAUGAAGAGAUUCCCUUGCUGAGCGUGCAUAUCAUUACGAGCUGAUUUGCAUGAAGUCAAAGUCGUAUCCGUGUGUGUCUUCUGUGUGUAUGCGUUUUGUGUAUUUGGUUCGUGUGUGUAUUGAUGGGUAUGUAUUGGUGAAUGAAUGGGACGUCGGAGGGGUAGUUGAGCGGGGCUUUGCUCAUUGGGGUGUUUCGUUGAGGACGUCGAGCGGGAAAUGGUAUUUGUGGAGUUAGGUUCGUUGGGGGGUAAUAAAGAGGAACUGGUUUCGUCGGAUCGGGUUUAUUUUUCGAUGCGGGAGAAGAUUCAGAAGAAGCCCGAGAAGCGCAAACCUUCAAUGAUAUUCAUGAAGAAGAUUUGCAAGGAUUGGAGGCCAUAGCAAAAAAAUUUGAAGAAAAGUAUAAUAAACCUGGUAAGAAGGGAAAGAAGAAGAAGAUGUUGUUAGAGGACUUGAUAGAUGCUGGAAUGGGUUAUGAUGAAACAGAUCCCUUUGUGGAUAAUUCUGAAUGUUAUGAUGAAUUAGUCCCUGCCAGCCUGACAACGCAGUUUGGAGGAUUCUAUAUCAAUUCUGGUCAGCUGAAAUUCAAGGAAAUCUCAGAUUCUGAAGAUGGUGAUUUCCAAAAACCUAGAACACCAAAGAAAAAGAAGAGACUUAAACUGGAGAAUGGAGAUGGGAAAAGAGAAAAGAAGAUGAAGAGAAAGUUAUCAAGUGAAAGUGGUAGUGGAGAUCACAUCUCAAAGAAAACCAAGAAACAACUGAAGAAAAAGGCCAGGGAAGAGAAGAAAAGGAAGAAGAAGGGACCGAGACUGAUUCGCACCCCAACUGUAGCGGAACUACUGAAGCGCAACACUGGAUCAUUGCCAGGAUCACCACAAAGUCAUCCAGCUACCUCGACCUUUAAUGGACCACCUUCCACUUCAAAUGCUGCAACAUCCAAGGCAUCUUCCUCCAAUACCACCACCACUCCAGGGCUGGUAUCGUCGUCGGGCGGGGCACAGGCUGCUCCAGGGGUUGACAUGUCCUUGGAUCUUGGUAUCUCAGUGGCUGAUCUUGAUAAGGAAACCAUGGAGAUGGUUGAUUUAAUGAAUGGUACGGACGGUAUGAUGGGUGGGGUUGUUUCUACCGGUGGUAUGGCUGCAGGGAGUGGUGGUGAUCAGGAUAGUGAUCUUAACAUAUCGCCCUCUGCUCCUGGUAUCGGGGGCGAGGAUGGUGGAGCUAAAGAGAAGGUUAACUUACCUCAAGAACUGCCACUUCAACUUCUAGACAACAUUCAAAAGAUAAAAGAGGCUGCCAGGAAGUCAGUUGAAGGAAAGACUAAAUUCUUCAAUUCGCAUGUCAAUGGUCUAUUACUCAAGAUAGAGCAUGGUACCCGUAUGGUGAACUGUAGUAAGAGAUCAGCAGUGUAUUCACAUUUAGCUUUCCAUUUACCCUGCACCAAACUAACUCUUCAGAAGAGAGCUAAGAAACUUCAACUAGGUGUUCAAGACAAUCAUCUCAAAGAACCUCUUCAAAGGCUUCGGGAAGCUAUCGCUGAAGUGAUGCCUGAUCAACAGAUGAGAUAUAAACAAGAAUGUGAAGAAGUUUCUCUCAAGAUGGAUCUUGGACCUACGCAUGAUGCUGAAGGGAAGGUAAUAGAACUCAAACCACCCAAGAAGAAGUUUAUCUGGGAUGACAGGUUGAGAGCUCUACUAUGUGAGGUAGUAAAGGUCAAGGUUAAGACGUUUGAGAUCAGUAAAACCAGAACCCAGUCAGCUGAGGAAUACCUGAAAGCUUUCCUAGAAUCGGAGGUCAAGAACCUAUGGCCAAAGGAUUGGAUUCAAACAAGGAAUCUUUUCAAGGAAAGUCGAGCAGUCCAUGAUCAUGUGACCUCAAUAGGCAAACAGCGUAAAUCUACGCCUGGAGCUCCUAGGAAACUACUCUUGACCACUAUCAAGAAGACUUUGGGUAGUGAGGAUGUCGAAGGUUCAAGUACCAUCCCUCAGGGAUCCUCAGAGACUCAAGAAUUUGAACCAUCUAGUACACAGGCCAAUGAAAUGAUUGGUAGUCCAGUCACUACUAAACAUAUUGAAGAUGUACCAACAUUGGUUGAUUGCAUGGGGAGUGGGGAAGAUUCUAUGGAUGCCAUGAUAUCAAGUUCUCACCUCAAAGGUACGGAGUAUGCGACAGCUUCGUCAGACAGCAACCAGGAAGCAUCUCCUGUGGUUGCUCCAGGACAAACUGUUCCUGUCUCAAGUACAUCACCCUUGCCUCAUCUUGACCCUGGCUUCCUGGUAGAUCAGAUGCUAAACCAACAAUUAGUGACAAACUCACAAGUUUCAAGACCAGUGGUAGGUGGUGCUUCUUCAUCAAACAUUAGAACUGUGGAUAUGAAUGUCAAAGUCCAAGGAACAAAGAACAUUGCAUUGAUGCCAGAGACUGUUAAACUAGCUGCAAUGUCCACAGGAGAAAUGCUUCCAAAACAAGCUGGUGUAGACUCAAUGCCCAGUCAGCAGUCCUGUUCUGCCGCAUUAUCAGCCAUUAGUAAUAUGCAUAGCAGGAGAACAAUGCAUAAACAAGAGCCUGGUUUGCAGGCUAAGGAUGUAACAUCAUCAAGUAUGAUGAGUAAAGUGAGACCCAGUGUCAGCAACGUAGCUAUUGUCAGCAAUGUGCCCAGAUCUGAAAUGCAAUUAGGUCAGCCAGUUAUUAGACUUAAAAGAGAUUCUAAACUUGAGAAGAUGAAUUCUAACAGUAGAUUGAAAGUCCAAGGAAUGCAGCAUAAAGGGCAAGCAUCGCCGGUACCUAAAUCACAAACUGUCCUUGUAGGUGGGGUACACACGAUGCCUUACAGCCAAUCCCCAAGCAAUACAUCAUUACAGGGUAGAUCAUCAAAUGUGACGACUCAAAGAAUAGGUGGGGGCAUGGAUCCACUACCUCAGAUGUCCUCUCAGGUUGCCCCGGGCAACGGCAACAUCCGUCUAUCUUCAUCAUCAUCACAGUCUACCUCUCGUCGUUCAAGCUAUGUCUCGCCAACCAACACCCAGCAACGAGCCGCUGGUACCGCCCACAGUCCGGGAUCGGCGUUCUCCACCCCUUCUCAGCACAGCCAUCUUAUGAAAGCUCAAGCUUCACCAUCAAUCCCCCAGCAGACAUCACCAUCUGCCUAUUCCUCCACUACUCCAAGACAGUAUACAUCACCUCAUCAGCAAUACAGCCCUGGUCACACCUCACCUAUAGCUGCUGGUUACUCUACCACCUCACCUUCUUCCUAUCAAACCAUGGCAAGUGGUGGAGGAUAUCAACAGAUGCCUCUCAGUGACAUGACGGCAAGACAGCAGACCACAGGAGGGACUAACUAUACCAACAACUAUCCCAUGGUGCAAAGCUCAACCCAGGGUGGGGUACCCCAGAGCCCGGUAGGAGAUGCUGUUAUCACAGGCCCUGCCCCAGGGACAUUCUAUCAUCAAUCUCCUUCAGGUGGUGGUUUAUUACCCCCUCAUCAGACUACUCCUUCCCCCUCCCACCCUCUUCCUCCUGAUGCGUUAGAUUUGCUGUGUGCUCAUCAGGCCUUUGCAGAUGCUAGGUAUACAGGUGACAAUUCUUCCAAUCAGCAUCGCAUCAUCUGAUAUACAAACCUUCAAGGUUGAUUACAAGGUCGAUGAGUAUCUGUCGAUAGAGGACAUCUGAAGGUCACAAAUCAUUCUGUUUCAUCAAACAUCAAUGACCUGAAGAACAUUUGAAGGUUAUUGAACUAUAACUAGAGCAAUGACACUCUAAACUCAAGGUCACUUUGAGGUGGGACAUCUCUGUAAUAUAUUGGCUAAGAUCAAUCUUUGGAAAACUGAUUAUUUGAACUGUCUAAUUUACUCUAAGCCAAUCAGAUGCAAGGAUUUCCAGUAGCUUAUAACAUCUGUGAAUGAAUAUCAUUGACAAAGCUCUUCAUGAAAUACUUCCCUUAUUACUUGCCAUCUUCAUGAAACUAUAUUUCUUCUUUGAUCUUGGAUGUUUUUCUUCUGCUUGGCAUCAUAACGGUUUGCGGAUGUUGAAGACUCAGCAGUACAACCGUCAGUCUGCCUGGGAGAUAAAGUAAUGCACAAUCUUCAGACUUCCAUUUCUUGAUACAUCAUGUGAUCAGUUGAUGUGUUAUGUGACACCCAUGUAAUGUGACAAACAAGUCAUGUGAUAAGUCACGUGAUAAGUCAUGUAAUAAACAAGUCAUUAGGCAACAAGCCAUGUGACAAUUUGUGUAAUAUAUUGAAGAGUAUUUUGUAUUUUUAAACUUAAGCUGUUUUUCCAUUAUCAGCAUUAGUCAAAGUAAACCUUCUUUCAUCAGUCGCUGGAGGGAUUUUCAAGGUUCUUAUACUGUGUACUGAUAAAGUUUGAAUCAAAAUAUAAAAAAAAUGUGUUGUAAUCACUUUCUAUUAAAAAAUAUAAGAAUAUGAUAUGAAUGCACCUCAUCAUUAUCUUACACUCCAUUCGGUAUACCCCUCUUUGAUAAAAAUAAAGUUUAUUCAGAUAUAGUAUAUGGGCAUGAACUGUUUUAAGUGCUCAUUUUAAAAUUGGUCAUUGAUGUAGUUUUUAUCAUUUAAUAAAAUUCUAUGUCUUUUCCCAUAAUCUUCCAUAUACUACCACAUAUUUUCAGUUCUGGUUGUUUCUUUCUAACUCCAUAUGUUCUCUUCCUUAUUUACUACACUUUGCCCAAUCAUUUCAGUUUUGUAUGAUGAAUAGUAAUUUUAUAAAAUAAUUUUUAUCAAGUAUAAGAUCAUUCUUGAAAAUAAAAUCUGGUACUUGUAAUUUGAGCUUAUAAUCUGUGUAUUUUAUAUGUGGGUUAUGUAAGUGUCUAAUAUAAUGUUGUUUCUGUGAACUAUAUUUCAGCCUUCAACUUCUAUUUCCAGUCUGCAAUUCAAUCAUUACCUCGAAUGUGGACUCACCAAUUCUCAGACUUUGAUUAUAAAUUUAGAUAAUCAUGUGAAAGUGAUGGAAUCACUCUUUAAUCAGGGAAUACUCAUAAUGCUGCAUAUAACCAUGCAGGGAAGUCAGUAUGUGGGACUGUAGUCCUCAACUGUGCUUUAAUAUUGAUGGGAUAGUAGUAGAUAGAAUGUAAGAGUUGUCUGAUCAUUCUCCAUACAAGUUGUGAAGUUGUCUGACCUUUGACCUAUCAGUAUACUAUGUGUGACUUUUGUAUCUUUGUCAUGAUUAGAUAUUUUGUAUAGGUAUUUAUACCUUGGUAUGUAUACCUUGAGUUGCACUUACUGGAUAAUGCUCAUUUAUACAUCAUUUGAAUCACAUAUUCUUGUUGAGUUAUACCAACAAACUGACUCCUUUACAGAUGCCACAUGAAAGAUGUUAGCCUGUGACAAAUCGCCAUUCUCUGACUGUUGCCAUAGUAACUAAAAUCAGCCAAUCAAAACCAAGCAUUUUCGUCAAAAUGUGAAGUGGAGUGAUCAAUAAGAGUCAUUUAGUCAAUGUUUACAACUUUUACGAGAUGUCUCCAUUUAUAAAUCAGAUUUGGCGUAAGGUGUAUUGAUAAGGUGUAAGGGUGUAUUAGUGCUGUGGAGGUGUUUGUCAGAGUACGAGUUUGGUGUAAGUCUAGUCCUUAGUGUUUUAACUUGGUGUAAGACUAGUCCGCUGCACAGAAAUGUUAGCCCAACCAUGCACUACAGGCCCUUUUACAACUGGUAAUGUCACAACUAGUAGUGCCAAAUAUCAGAACAAUGCGUUAUUUACAUAUUGGCUCUCCACAUCGCACGCUUGGAAGCAUCUUAAGUUUGACAUCACAAGCUGAAAGAUGUGAUUUGGUCUACUGUUAGUGCUCUGUUAGUGCUAACAAUUUUUCUAAGCAGCCAGUAUAAAUUGUCUGAUUAACUUUUGGAUGUGAAGUGGGUAUGUAUGUAGAAUAGUAUUGAUUCCCCUCUGUUGUCAUUUAGCAAUCAGUUAUCUUCCAUGUAUAGAAACAGAGCUAUGGACCUGCCAGUCAAAGGAGUUAUUUUGAUAUAUUGGUUGUAUUUUUCUUACAAUAUACAUGUAAAGACUAAGAGAAGUGAGAGUGUAUCUGUCGGAUCCUGAAAACGUAUGUGAUUUGUGUCAUUAAUAAUCUCCUGGGGAGCGUUUCAUGAAAGGACCUGUUGGAAGUUUUAUCCGACAAGUCCUGAUUUAUCCGACAGUUAAUAUAGUAACAGUGCUUCUCAACCAAUUAGAAUCCAGGAAAGUUGUCAGAUCUGGCAACUUGUCGGACAAAAGUAUUGAUGAAACGCCCCCCUGUACAUGUAUGUAAGCUGUAAAUCAAAAUGUCAUGAUCGUGGCUGUUAUGAUAGAUAUUAGCAAUUUACCACAAGUAGGUGACUUAUCAUUGUCAAUUGGUGUGUUGCUUAGCAAAGACUGGCAAUGGCUGAAUAUUGUGCUAAUGCAGUUCUAGUGAUAAUUUCCAUGUUAUAAUAAUCCUUAUGUUACACUGUCUAAAAAAAGUGCAAAUCGUGGUUAUGAUUCAAAAUAAUAAUCUGUUUUUAUUGCUACACAUUAAAAAUAAGCUAUCAAAUCUCCUUAAAUUUGAAGUUCCCUUGAUUGUCCGACUUUGGUGGUCUGUAAUAGUUCAUGUAAUAGUUAAUACCACUUAAUUUUCAUUUCAACAUCUAUGUCUUGUAAUGCAAUGAAUUUGAAAUUAAUUUUCAUGAUUUAUCCCCCCCCUUAACUCUAAACAUCAUACUCAAUCUAUUCUGAUUAUCUUUGUGAAGUUUUCUUUUCUGAUAUGAUUAGACCCGUUGAAUUAUGAAAUGUUCUGUGCUAUAUUAAAUUAAUUAUCCAUGCAUGCUGUUUAUAUGAUUCAGCUAUCACAAUUUGCUUGAUGUUGGAUAGAGUACUGAUGAAUUUUGGCAAAGUUUUUUUUCGGACCCUGUACUUAACAAAUUGUUUCCCUCGUGAGAAAUGUUAGAGUAGAAUAUUUUCAGUGUAAACCAGCCAUUAGAACAAUUUCAGUAGAAAAAGUUGAUGAAUGUUUAUAUUAAUAGAGAAAACUAUUUUAUAUAACAGGUAUUUAUUGUUUAAAGUCCCUCUAUAAAGUUACAAAAUAUAGGUUCUAACUACAAAGUUUUUAACGUUUUGGGGCAUUAUUGAUUCCACAUGACCUUUGUUUUUCUGUAAUUAUUGAUUAGAUUAAAUGCUUAUCCCCUGAAGUUAUUGUUAUAGGUGUAGACAUCAGCUUAUUUAUGAAUUUAACAUUCCAUUUCCUCCAAAAGAUAAACUCUCAUAGGAAUGUUCCCAAUUUGUAAAAAAAAAUCUUUUUGAAAAACUACCUAGUAAUGCCUUGCAAAAUUAUUUUAGUGUUUUAAAGAUUUUUUUAUGGUUAGAAACUCUAUGCAGAGAUUACAGACUUACUCAACGAUGGAAUGGUCUCUGUUGCUAUGUCAGGGCUGCUACAUUUUAUUAUUCAGGAAAACUUGAGAGUAAGAAAACUAACUAGUGGCUGAAUACACUAUUCGUCCUGAUUACUCUAUUUUUUCUUUAGCAUUAUGAGCUAUACUCUGCAUUCAGUGUAUUAUGGCAUUGGUAAAUUAAAAGUAUUAAUAUACCUAGAUCUGUUAGGGGGAUAUCGUUCUUCAGUAUAGUAAUGAAAUAAUGACAGCCUCACUUGAUUUUAAGGUAUUUUGUAAACUUUCUGGAAUUUGUUCAAAAUCUUUAUGCAUCAAUAGAAGAGCACUGAGACCUUGAUAGAUAUAACUUAUUUACUAUUGAAUACUCUUUAAUACACAUUGAAAUCUAAAUUUGUUGACACUCCUUGGGACCUGCCUUCUUGCAUUAAUAUUUUGGCAUUAUGUUUCUGCUAGUGUUCAGUCUUCAGUACACUAAUAUGCACUCUAGCUAAUGCAUUAUGAGGUCAGUUGAGAUUUUUGUCAAACACAAAAUGGAUGAUCAGAAAGUGUUGAGUUCAAGUUCAGUGUUGAACCGAUUUUAUUAUUUUUUUCCUUUACAUCAGCUCAGCACCAAAAUGAAAUCAAGAAUGGUCCUUGGACAAGUCUCAAUUGGUAUUUAGCUACCAAUAGUGCGAUUUGGGUCAUUUUUGUAAACUAAAAUUAGAGGAUGGGGCUUUGGAAAGAAACAUCAGCACCAACACAGAACUUGAAAUCACCCAUUGCAUAAAAUGACCAUUAUUAUAAGCUCACUAAGUUAUGCAUGUGUUUUUAUAAAUUUAGUAUGUCAGAUGGUAUGUUAUGAAUUUAGUCCCGCCUCUUCCAUUUCUUUAACCAUGACAGUAAUGAAAUUCAAAUUUUAUAAAAAGAUGACUAUUAAUGAUUUGCAUGUGAGGCGUUAUUUUUUUAAAAUAUGAUUGAUGUAGCAUUAUACCUUGAAAUAUUGGUUGCCGUUCUGAUUGGGAACACAGAUGAGUUUGAUAAAUGAAUAAUUAAUUGAGAUGUUUGUAUUUAUUUAUUAAUGACAAGAAGGCAUGAUGUUUGUGGUUGUAGAUAGACUAUUCUACUGAUAUCUGUUUCUUUCUAGGUGGAUCUGCUCGAAUUGUAAAUAUCUAGGAGCUUUAUUUCCAUUGCUAAAAAAGUGUGAUAAAAGUUUAUAAAAAAGAUCACCCAUUUGGAGUGUGAUGUUACAUUUUGUUGUCAAUUUUGAAUAAGAAAAUAAAUUGAAAAAGAUUUGAAUGAA
Messenger RNA from Lytechinus variegatus (green sea urchin), 8954 nucleotides. RefSeq names its product ubinuclein-2-like (gene ubn2). The transcript is spliced from 14 exons. The record is from RefSeq and is a predicted model, not a curated record. The coding region runs from base 767 to 3934 and encodes 1055 amino acids. Gene Ontology annotation, cellular component: nucleus. Lineage: Eukaryota; Metazoa; Echinodermata; Echinoidea; Temnopleuroida; Toxopneustidae.